GGAAGCAAAGCACCCCGGGGCCCUCCCCCCAAGGGCCCUCCUCCCACCCCCGGUGCCAAAGCAGGAAGGAGGGCGGGCUUCCGCAGAGCCGGCCUGGGAGGUCACUCACAGAUAAGGGGUUUUUCUACCCGAGAGUCCUGGGAGAGGAAAUGGAGCCCCCACACUCAAGACAAAGCCCAGCCUACCGGGGCUACAACCAGAUGCCCUGGAUCAGGAACCACGUGUGGAGGUUAGAUCCUGAUACCUUUUACUUCCAGUUUCACAACCUGCUCUACGCCAACGGGCGGAACUGCUCCUACAUCUGCUACCGGGUAGAAAGAAGGAAACACCGCUCAUGUGUCGCCUUCGACUGGGGGGUCUUUCAUAACCAGGUCAAUGCUGGGACUCGCUGCCACACCGAACUCCACUUCCUGUCUUGGUUCUGCAAAAUGAAGCUGCACCCUGACGAGUGUUACCACAUCACCUGGUACAUGUCGUGGAGCCCCUGCGUGAAGUGCGCGAAGCAGGUGGCUAACUUCCUGGCGAGGUACCGGAAUGUGACGCUCAGCAUCUUCGCUGCCCGCCUCUACUACUUCCAAGACGUGGCGUACAGGCAGGGGCUGCUUGGGCUGAGCCAGCAGGGGGCCAGGGUGGACAUUAUGUCCUACCGAGAAUUCAAAUACUGUUGGAAAAAGUUUGUAGACAGUCAGAGGAGGCGCUUCAAGCCUUGGAAGAAACUGAACAUAAAUUAUCAGCAGCUGGUUGCAGAGCUCGACGACAUUCUCGGAAACACAAUGAAUCUGCUAAGAGAAACUCUGUUCAAGCAUCAGUUUGGCAACCAGCCCCGGGUCCCACCACCUCACUAUCGGAGGAAAACCUACCUGUGUUACCAGCUGAAGCAGCUUGACGACUCAACGCUUGACAGAGGCUGCUUCCGAAACAAGAAGCAGCGGCAUGCAGAAAUUCGCUUUAUUGACAAGAUCAACUCACUGAAUCUGGACCCGAGGCAGAGCUACAAAAUCAUCUGCUAUAUCACAUGGAGCCCUUGCCCGCGAUGUGCCAGUGAGCUGGUCGAUUUCAUCAUGGGAAACGACCACCUGAACCUGCAGAUCUUUGCCUCCCGCCUGUACUUUCACUGGAAAAAGCCGUUCCAGAGGGGGCUGCAGCAACUGCAGGAAGCCGGGAUCUCAGUGGCUGUCAUGACCCACACAGAGUUUGAAGACUGCUGGGAACAGUUUGUGGACAACCAGUCAAGGCCCUUCCAGCCCUGGGAGAAGCUGCAGCAAUACAGUGCGAGCAUAACACGAAGGCUCCAGAGGAUCCUGACGAUCUUCUUUGUGGCUUCCCUGGUGGCUCAGAUGAUAAAGAAUCUGCUUGCAACGCAGGAGAUCUGGAUUUGAUCCCUGGAUCAGGAAGAUCCCCUGGAGAAGGGAAUGUCUAGCCACUCCCACGUUCUUGCCUGGAGAAGUCCAUGGACAGAGGAGCCUGGUGGGCUACUGUGGACUAUAGUCCAUGGGGCUGCAAAGAGUCAGACAUGACUGAGUGACUGACACUUCUUUGUGGCACGCAGCCUCUUAGAUGCCCUGCAGCAUGUGGGAUAUUAGUUCCUCUACCAGGAUUCGAACUCGAGUCCCCUACAUUGGAAGGCAGACUCUUUAUCACUGGACCACCAGGGAAGUCCCUUAAUAAAUUCUCGUUAGCUCUCUGUUUCUCUCCAGGCCUCCAUGGUACACCGUGACUCGGUUCCAGUCCCUGCAUUUUCAGUAUCACCUCUCCUCCCCUACCUCCCUCACAGUUUCCUGACAAUCAAAGCUUUCUCAUUCCUCUCU
Dama dama (fallow deer) is the source of this 1808-nucleotide messenger RNA. Its product is annotated as DNA dC->dU-editing enzyme APOBEC-3B-like. The coding region runs from base 150 to 1379 and encodes 409 amino acids. NCBI's taxonomy places the organism in Eukaryota, Metazoa, Chordata, Mammalia, Artiodactyla, Cervidae. Gene Ontology annotation, biological process: cytidine to uridine editing; DNA cytosine deamination; negative regulation of single stranded viral RNA replication via double stranded DNA intermediate. The transcript has 8 exons. Gene Ontology annotation, cellular component: P-body; nucleus; cytoplasm. Gene Ontology annotation, molecular function: RNA binding; zinc ion binding; cytidine deaminase activity. The record is from RefSeq and is a predicted model, not a curated record.